Daucus carota subsp. sativus is the source of this 1377-nucleotide messenger RNA. Its product is annotated as auxin-responsive protein IAA27. Lineage: Eukaryota; Viridiplantae; Streptophyta; Magnoliopsida; Apiales; Apiaceae. Gene Ontology annotation, molecular function: protein binding. Gene Ontology annotation, biological process: regulation of DNA-templated transcription. The record is from RefSeq and is a predicted model, not a curated record. The coding region runs from base 233 to 1150 and encodes 305 amino acids. The transcript has 5 exons. Gene Ontology annotation, cellular component: nucleus.
AACUUUUAAUGAUUCCUAAUUUACAAUUUUUUUCAUAAAACAAGAAACUGAAAACCGGCACUAAAAACAACACACUAGACAUAAGAUGCUAAAACAACUUUCUUUUUUUGCUUUCUCAAUUAGAACUCAAUGCUAUUAUUCUCCUCUCUUUCUUACAUAAAACUACUUGUAAUUAUUCACUGACCUGAGCUUCCCAAGUGUGUGUUCUUCAUUUUGUACAACUACUACUCUGAUGUCUGCACUUCAAGAACAUGAUUACAUAGGUUUAUCAGAACUGGAUGCAGCUUCUGAUAAGCUUUCUUCAUCUGAUGUUUCAACUGAAAAUGAGAAGAACAAGCUUAAAGAGACUGAGUUGAGGCUUGGGUUACCUGGGCUUGGUUUGUCUCUGUUUGGGAAAGAUUUGGAAGAAAGUGAGAAAAGUGUGGGUGGGUUUUGUGCUAGCCCUUUCAAGAACUUUGCCUCUUCUGGGGCUAAAAGGGGCUUUUCUGAUGCUAUUGAUGGGUCUAGCAAUUGGGGUCUUUCUGUUAAGGUUGGAUCUGAGGUUGAUUUGAGCAGAGGUGGUGUUGAUGGGGUUCUUGAGAAAAAUGGUGCCCAGAAAUUAGGUUUUACUGGUGCUAAUUUUAGUCCUUCUUUGAAGGUUGUUGAAGAAAAGAAGGUUUCAGUUCCAGCUCCUAAGGCACAGGUGGUUGGAUGGCCACCCAUUCGGUCAUUUCGGAAAAACACCAUUGCUACCAAUCUGACAAAAAAGACUGAGGUUGUUGAACCAAGUUCAGGUUCAGGAUGCCUCUAUGUCAAAGUUAGCAUGGAUGGUGCUCCAUAUCUAAGAAAGGUCGAUCUUAAAACUUACUGCAAUUAUACUGAACUUUCAUCAGCUCUUGAGAAGAUGUUCAGCUGCUUUACCAUUGGAAAAUGCACCUCUAAUGGACUUCCAGAGCGCGAGGGUCUUAGUGCAAGUCGCCUAAAGGAUCUUGUCCAUGGUUCGGAAUACGUGUUGUCAUACGAAGACAAGGAUGGCGAUUGGAUGCUUGUCGGUGAUGUUCCUUGGGACAUGUUCACGGAUUCGUGCAAGAGAUUGAGAAUCAUGAAAGGAUCAGAGGCGAUUGGCCUAGCUCCAAGGACCAUGGAUAAGUGCGAAAACCACCGGCAGUAGUGUGGUGCCUGCUGAAGCCAAAAAAGAAAAAGAAAAGGAGAGGCGUCAAGAAUAUUGUAUGUCUUUCAUUAUAGGAGUAUGUUUAUUGGUAUUCAAGUUUGUAGCAGUGUUCAUUAAUGGCUGCCUUCAUCGUGGCCAUGAAACACAUAAUUUAAGACCUCCACUGUUUGCAAAUUUAUUUUCUAUGUAAUCAAGGUAAUAUGUAAUGGAACUUCGCUGAUUGAAUA